Angiostrongylus costaricensis is the source of this 327-nucleotide messenger RNA. NCBI's taxonomy places the organism in Eukaryota, Metazoa, Nematoda, Chromadorea, Rhabditida, Metastrongylidae. The record is from the annotation of a GenBank genome assembly.
AUGCUAGGAGUAUCUCAUUUUACACAAGUAAAGGAUGGGAUCCGAAGCUCCGAUCUGCGUCAGCGAUCAAAAAUCAAAGAUGCCGUUCUGUACGCCAAACAGUUGAAGACAAAGUGGGCCGGACACGAAAUGCUUAUGAAUGACAACCGAUGGACAGGAGCCGUUAGUGACUGGAUUCUUCAGGAUGUCAAACUUACUGCAGGUAGACCACCGACCCGAUGGUCAGAGUUCUUCACGAAGAGACUAGAAGAAAGAUAUGAUGCUCGACGAGUCCAUAGAGUGAGCAGAACCCACUGGGCUACUCUUGCGCGCGAUAAGGAAAAAUGA